Molecule: messenger RNA, 568 nt
Organism: Drosophila subpulchrella
Lineage: Eukaryota; Metazoa; Arthropoda; Insecta; Diptera; Drosophilidae
Exons: 3
Coding region: 107-526 (139 amino acids)
Source: RefSeq, a predicted model, not a curated record
UUUCAAGCCACCUGGCAGCACCUGCUAACAGCCAAAACAAAUGACCGUUGCGUGGCAACUCGUUUGUUUAGGGUUUUGUUUACUUAUCCUUUGACAAGGACACACAAUGGACCUGAUCAAGGAGAUUAAUGACAAAUACCUGGCCCUAGAGGCGGAGAUAGACCAAAAAUUGGAGAAGGUGCAAGCUGAGGAACUGAAACUGGAACGUCAGAACGAAAAGCUGGCCGAUACUUCUAUCACCGCUGCUCCCAGGGUUUUGUCCUACGAAGAGGCCCUAUUGAGAAACACGAACACCCUGAAGGCUUUGGAAAUAGCAAAAGCCCGCCUGAGAUCACGUUCCACGUACUCUCCCGUAGAGAAACUCCUCCAAAAAGCCCUGCAGAACUACCGAAAAGAACUGGAGAGCCUGCAGGAGGUCAGUGAUAAGCCGGAGGAUAAGGAAACCCCAGAAGAGGAUGAGGACAACCUGUACGAUCUGGUCAUGCAGAAUGUAAUCGAGGCCAAGAAGCAGCAGACCGAUCUAUAGGAUAUUUCUCUGGAACCCGAGCCGUUGGCAUGGCCAUAUAUG